Thamnophis sirtalis is the source of this 1192-nucleotide messenger RNA. The record is from RefSeq and is a predicted model, not a curated record. NCBI's taxonomy places the organism in Eukaryota, Metazoa, Chordata, Lepidosauria, Squamata, Natricidae.
CUGUUUGCGGGCCGAAUGCAGGCUUCGCUUUGCUUUCUUGUGGGUGUCGUUCACGCGCUUUGCUCCGAAGAGGAAAAGUAUAGUCCUCGACUUCCAAUCCCAAUUGAACUGGAAUCUUCUUGUAGUUGGCACAAAGCAGUAAUUAAGCUGGAUGUCACGUGACUGUUUCCGCUCAAUGAGUGCAAUUGUGGAUUAAGACGGAAAGGAAUAGAAGGUUGCAAAGGAACAAUGAAAACAUUGGUCAUUGGACUUGGAGGUGUAACGAAUGGAGGCAAAACAACUCUGGCAGGAAAGUUGAAGAAACUGCUUCCCAGUUGUACUAUAAUUUCCCAAGAUACAUUUUUUAAGGUAACAAGUUUUAAAAAAUUUACACAUUUGUCUCUUUUAGUACUUGAUGCCUUGUACAUGGAGACAAUGGUGGCAAGCAUACGUUCUUGGAUGACAAAACCAGAAGACUCUGCAUUGCCAAGACCACCCAAUAAUACACAUGAUGAUCAGACAGGAGCAAAAGAUAUUCGGGUCUUAAUUAUUGAAGGUUUCCUUCUGUUUAACUACAAGCCCCUUAGUGAUAUAUGGGAUAAAAAAUAUUUCUUAACAAUUCCCUAUGAAGAGUGUAAAAGGCGAAGAAGCAACAGAAUAUACAAUCCACCAGACCCACCUGGUUACUUUGAUGGACAUGUGUGGCCUAUGUAUCAGAAACACAGGAGAGAAAUGGAAGAAAAUGAAGCAAGCAUCGUUUAUUUAGAUGGAACAAAACCACAGGAAGACCUCUGUUCAAGGAUAUAUAAUGAUAUAAUGCAGGAAUUGGAAAAGACAAGUGAGCAAGGCAUUAUUAUGCAUGCAUAAAACUGGUUCCCAACCUGGAGAGUUUCAUUACAACCACUUAACUUCGUUAAUGAAUCACUGAAGAACAUCCCAGGCCACCAGUGCCAGUUGACAGAAAUCAGUAAAAAUUAAAUGAAGAUUGGCUCUUCUGUACUAUGGGAUAUAUUGUUUGUGGUUCAGUACCAAAUCAGUUGCUACAAUUCCUGUAACUCCAUUAAUUUCUUCUUAAUAUUGUCAAAAACUUAGGUUGUUAUAUUUUAUAAUUGUCUCUGUACUAAAUAAAGUUGGAGGUCACUUUUUGUAUAUAUUUGUUUAUGUAUUUUUUGGUCACUUGUUAACUUUUCCCUUUUUAUCCUUUUCCUCCUUU